AUGCUAUUUGAUUUCCAGGAUACUCAUCUACACAUUGCGGCAGAUCUUGAAGAGAAAGGAGAACUACGUGCAGCAGAAGAACACUACUUGCAAGCCGGUGACUGGAAAAGUGCUGUUAACAUGUACCGUAAUGCAGAGCAGUGGAAUGAUGCGUACCGAAUAGCCAAGCAAGAAGGUGGCGACGCAGCGCAGAAACAGGUCAGUGUCUGUUGA
Gongylonema pulchrum is the source of this 213-nucleotide messenger RNA. NCBI's taxonomy places the organism in Eukaryota, Metazoa, Nematoda, Chromadorea, Rhabditida, Gongylonematidae. The record is from the annotation of a GenBank genome assembly.